Molecule: messenger RNA, 3055 nt
Organism: Xylona heveae TC161
Lineage: Eukaryota; Fungi; Ascomycota; Xylonomycetes; Xylonales; Xylonaceae
Product: MCM-domain-containing protein
Exons: 4
Coding region: 140-2764 (874 amino acids)
Biological process (GO): mitotic DNA replication initiation; double-strand break repair via break-induced replication; DNA replication
Cellular component (GO): MCM complex; nucleus
Molecular function (GO): 3'-5' DNA helicase activity; ATP binding; single-stranded DNA binding
Source: RefSeq, a predicted model, not a curated record
UCUCCUUUUGUCCUUGAAUUUCUCCACUCCGAUAGACUUUACACACGGCAACCGCCUCAACGGCAUCUUGAAUCAAGGACCCUUGAACACCAUAAUCAGAGACCUUUUGCAAGCAAUUUUAGUAUUCUAGGACCGCCAGAUGAGUUCGCCUCUCCGGCCCAGCAUGUCUUCGGCCAACCGUGGCGUCGACAAUGCCAAUCGUCGCAAGAGAUCGAGAGAGCCCGAUGAUGAUAUUCCCUCCUCGGCAGCACCGCCAUCAAGUCCCCCGCCUUCCUCCCCUCCUAUGCUUCCCCACGACGAAGACGAGGACGAUAUGGACCGGGAGAAUGAGCUCAUUGGUGACAUUGAUGAUGCCGAAGAGAUGGCAGAAGACGAGGACGGAAUUGACCUUUUCGCCGACAAUUUUGAGCGAGACUACCGGAACAUUGAAAACGACACUUAUGAUACCCGUGACAUUGAUGAUGAGGGUGACUUUGAUGAUUUGGAUCCUGCCCUUCGUCGACAGCUUGAGGCUCGCAUGAACAGACGGGAUCGCGAACUCGCACGGAGACGCAGAAUGCCAGCGGCAUUUUUGCAAGACGACGAUGACGACGGCAAUCUUGAUUUGACGAGACAGCCGAGACGACGAAGACAUCACUAUGAUGAAGACCAAGAAGACGAGGAGAUGGCAGACAACAUCAUGCAAGAGGAAUUAUCACUUGAAGCUCUGCAGGAUGUCAAAGCCUCCAACUUAACCGACUGGGUUGCUCAACCUCACGUCUAUCGGACAAUCGCUCGAGAAUUCAAGUCUUUCCUUACAGAAUAUACGGACGAGAAUGGAAUUUCAGUUUACGGUACCCGCGUCCGCACUCUUGGUGAAAUCAACGCCGAGUCUCUCGAGGUUUCUUACGAGCAUCUUUCGUCGUCAAAGGCCAUCCUCGCAUACUUCUUGGCCAAUACUCCGGCAGAGAUGCUGAAAAUCUUUGACGAAGUUGCGAUGGAGGUUACGUUGCUCCACUACCCCGAUUACGAGCGAAUUCACUCCGAAAUUCACGUCAGAAUCACCGAUCUCCCUGUUCACUACACCCUCCGCCAGCUACGCCAGACCCACCUCAACUGCCUGGUUCGCGUCUCCGGUGUCGUAACCCGGCGGACUGGCGUGUUCCCUCAGCUUAAGGAAGUCAAGUUCAAUUGCGGAAAAUGCGGUGCAACCCUUGGACCCUUUACUCAGCAAGAGUCUGGUGUGGAGGUCCGGAUCUCUUUCUGCCAGGAAUGCCAGUCUCGCGGUCCGUUUACUCUCAAUUCUGAGCAAACGAUUUACCGAAAUUACCAAAAAAUUACUCUGCAAGAAUCUCCGGGAACUGUACCUGCGGGUCGUCUCCCGCGUCACCGGGAAGUCAUUCUUCUGUGGGAUCUUAUCGACACGGCGAAGCCAGGUGAGGAGAUUGAGGUCACUGGCAUCUACCGUAACAAUUACGACGCGCAGCUCAACAACCGUAACGGAUUCCCUGUAUUUGCAACCAUUUUGGAAGCAAACUACGUCGUCAAGUCUCAUGACCAGCUGGCUGGCUUCAGAUUGACAGAGCAAGACGAGCGCGAAAUCCGCGCCUUGUCCCGCGACCCGCAGAUUGUCGACAAGAUUAUUGCGUCCAUUGCUCCCAGCAUUUACGGUCAUACGGACGUCAAAACGGCUGUUGCGCUUUCUCUCUUUGGUGGUGUGAGCAAAGAAGCUCAAGGCAAGCAUGCCAUCAGAGGUGACAUCAACGUCCUUCUUCUCGGUGACCCUGGUACGGCCAAAUCACAGGUGCUGAAGUACGUUGAAAAGAGUGCCCACCGGGCUGUUUUCGCCACCGGUCAGGGUGCCAGUGCCGUCGGUCUCACGGCCAGCGUCCGUCGGGAUCCCAUCACCAGCGAGUGGACCCUCGAAGGUGGUGCUUUGGUGUUGGCAGACCGAGGAACCUGUCUCAUUGACGAAUUCGACAAGAUGAACGACCAAGACAGAACAUCCAUCCACGAGGCCAUGGAACAGCAAACCAUUUCCAUCUCCAAAGCCGGUAUCGUCACCACGCUCCAAGCCCGCUGCGCCAUUGUCGCAGCCGCCAAUCCCAUUGGGGGCCGAUACAACAGCACCAUCCCCUUUGCGCAGAACGUCGAAUUGACCGAGCCCAUCCUAUCCCGUUUUGACAUUCUUUGCGUCGUUCGCGAUACUGUCGAGCCCGAAGAAGACGAACGUUUGGCCAACUUCGUCGUCAACUCUCACGGCCGCGCUCAUCCCUCUGCCAAUACCGUCGAAGCCAGCGCCGCGGCCAUGGAAGUCGAGCACGAAGCCGAACUGCGCGAACAGCAAGUCAAUGGCGGCGAGCCCAAGCAAGAGGGCGAGAUUCCCCAGGAGCUUCUCCGAAAGUAUAUCCUGUAUGCCCGUGAGCGGUGCAGUCCGAAACUGUACCAGAUUGAUACGGAUAAGAUUGCCCGUCUCUUCUCAGACAUGCGUCGCGAGAGCUUGGCCACCGGAGCCUAUCCUAUCACUGUCCGUCAUCUUGAAGCAAUCAUGCGUAUCAGUGAAGCGUUCUGCAAGAUGCGUCUCUCGGAAUACUGCUCCCCGCAGGACAUUGAUCGAGCUAUUGCCGUCACAGUGGACAGUUUUGUCGGCAGCCAGAAAGUCAGCUGCAAAAAGGCCCUUGCUCGCGCUUUUGCCAAGUAUACUCUCAAACGACCCGCCGCUCAUCAACGCCCAGCAAGACAAAACGUGCGAACAGGCUACACUGCGCCCACCGCUGUCAUGUAGAGGGAGUCUCCUUUAUGUCCUUUUGAGUAUAUGUGUACUAGAAUUAUUCUCUUCCUUUUAGACCUUAUUCUACGACGUGAGGAGUUUGGGAGUGCUUGUGUUGCUGGAUGUCGUUUCAUGCAGGGGUCAUCAAUGAGCGGGUUGCGGGUCACCAGGUUCAAUUGUAACUUUUUUUGUUUUCUUCUUUUAAGAUAUAUUUUGCGGAUCAUUGCGUCUCGCAAAAACGGUGUUAGCAUGGAGAUUCACAAGAUGGACAUGGGUAUCUUUUUAUCAAUAUCAAAUAUAAGCCCU